UUUCAGUAAACGAAAUAUAGUUUUUCAUAUUAUCCAUCACAGUCCUUUUCAGCUUUUCAGCUUUUUCCUCAAUCCCAGUUUUAUUACAGUUGUCUAACAUGAAACUUUUCUUCUUUUUCCCUCUCACUCCAUGAAACAUUUUUCAUUCGCUUUAUUGCCCUCUUGGGCUGUCACAAACAAGUGUGGCCAACUUCAGGCCACGCCCAUAUCAGGCCACACACACUCCCCCCUUGGCCGUGUUUUCCUUGGCAAUGUCUCAUGGCCACGCUGGCCGGCCAAUUUAA
This is a messenger RNA of Drosophila eugracilis, 284 nucleotides long. RefSeq lists its product as uncharacterized. The record is from RefSeq and is a predicted model, not a curated record. NCBI's taxonomy places the organism in Eukaryota, Metazoa, Arthropoda, Insecta, Diptera, Drosophilidae. The transcript has a single exon.